AUGAAUACUAUGCAGGGAAUUAUGAGAGAUCUGCGGAUGGUUAUGUCCCCCUUUCUUCUUGUUCUCGUUGUCGCAAUUUCCACACCGGCCAGUGCUGCCCGUUUCUUGCUGCAAAACACUCAGCCAAUAUGCUUUGUUGAGGAGGUAGGAGAGGACACGCGGUUCUUGACGGGUGUUUACACGCGCAGUGACUCUCUGCCCUAUCCACCUACUGUUAAAAUGACCAUCAAGUCACCGAGUGGCUCGGUGACGUGGGAGGGCAAAGUUGUGGCAGGAACAAACUCUUUCAGCGCUCCUGUCUCAGCUGGGUCCAUUGGCAAGUAUCAGAUUUGUGUGAGUGUGAGCACAUGGGGAUUUAGGGCUUCAGAUGAUGGAUCAUCUGUUGUUAUGGACGUUAACAUUGACCAGAAAACAACUGUAAUAUCCAAGACGGAAGUGCCUAUGCUGAAGAGACAGAAUGUGGGGGGUAUGGAAGUGUUCACUUUCCGAGACUUUGGGGGCCAACAAAAGGAUAUCUUGCGUCCACCAGAAUACUUUAAACGCGUUGAAGGUGCGCUGUCGAAGCUGUUGAUGCAGGUGAAAGACGUUAGUUCCGGUAUUGAUCACAACAUUGAGCGUUUCUCACGCAUGUUUACCACUUCAGAAAACACCCACAAGCGCAUAUGGGCGUUUGGUGUGCUUACCGUGCUGGUCACGAUCGCCACCAUAUGGCUGCAGUUCCGCCUACUGAAGUCCACUCUGCGGGAGAAGAAGUUGGUGUGA
Molecule: messenger RNA, 762 nt
Organism: Trypanosoma brucei brucei TREU927
Lineage: Eukaryota; Euglenozoa; Kinetoplastea; Trypanosomatida; Trypanosomatidae
Product: COP-coated vesicle membrane protein Erv25 precursor
Exons: 1
Coding region: 1-762 (253 amino acids)
Biological process (GO): endoplasmic reticulum to Golgi vesicle-mediated transport; intracellular protein transport; Golgi organization
Cellular component (GO): Golgi apparatus; COPII-coated ER to Golgi transport vesicle; endoplasmic reticulum-Golgi intermediate compartment
Source: RefSeq, a predicted model, not a curated record